Coregonus clupeaformis (lake whitefish) is the source of this 2298-nucleotide messenger RNA. RefSeq names its product ADP-ribosylation factor 6. The record is from RefSeq and is a predicted model, not a curated record. The coding region runs from base 431 to 958 and encodes 175 amino acids. Lineage: Eukaryota; Metazoa; Chordata; Actinopteri; Salmoniformes; Salmonidae. Gene Ontology annotation, molecular function: GTP binding; GTPase activity. The transcript has 3 exons. Gene Ontology annotation, biological process: intracellular protein transport; vesicle-mediated transport. Gene Ontology annotation, cellular component: cytoplasm.
CACCUUUUCCGGUAACACAGCACCGCCACCGCUUUGACUGAACGUCUGUAGAGAGAGGCAAGAGCGGGGAGAAUCAACCUGGGGACCGGGGGUUGCCGCAGUUGCAGGGAGAGCGAGAAGAGCUGAAAGUAGGAUGAAUCAAUGACCUUUUGCGCAUUCUAGACCUGGGGGUGAUCUUAUUUGUCUCCGGUACAAUGAACUCCCGAAUAGAACUGUUCUUUUGAAUCCGCCGAUUGGAAUAAGGGCAAGUGGACAGCCGGCAGACAAGAAGGAAGUCGGAACUACUACGGGCUUUUGAGAGGGCCUAAUUUCUUAAACGCAUCUAUUAGGCUAUAUUUUUUGUAUUUCUUUCUACAUUAUUGAAAACACCAAGGGAAGCAAUUAUUUUUUCUUCUUCUAAGGAAGUGGAUAUUUAUGCACAGCCUACAAGAUGGGGAAAAUGCUCUCGAAGAUCUUUGGCAACAAAGAGAUGAGGAUAUUGAUGCUUGGACUUGAUGCUGCUGGCAAGACCACCAUCCUCUACAAACUGAAGCUGGGCCAGUCCGUCACCACCAUUCCCACUGUCGGCUUCAACGUUGAGACUGUAACCUACAAAAACGUGAAGUUCAACGUGUGGGACGUCGGGGGCCAGGACAAGAUCCGGCCUCUGUGGAGGCACUACUACACCGGCACCCAGGGCCUCAUCUUCGUGGUGGACUGUGCCGACAGGGACCGGAUAGACGAGGCCCGCCAGGAGCUCCACCGGAUCAUCAACGACCGGGAGAUGCGGGACGCCAUCAUCCUGAUCUUCGCCAAUAAGCAGGACCUGCCCGAUGCCAUGAAGCCCCACGAGAUCCAGGAGAAGCUGGGCCUGACCCGGAUCAGAGAUAGGAAUUGGUAUGUUCAGCCUUCAUGCGCUACCACCGGUGAUGGACUAUACGAGGGUCUGACCUGGCUCACCUCGAAUUACAAAUCUUAAUGUUCAUCACUUCUAUGCUCAGCCUGGACUGUUUAGUUACAACAACAAGCAAAAAAAUAAGUGAAAUGAACAAGAGAUGGGGAAAAAAUGUACAAGCUGAGGCAAUUAAAGAAUAACAUGACUUCUCAGAUGAUUAUAUGAAAGAGAAGUUUGAUUAUACUCCCCUUUUUGUUUUUUGAUAAUGACUUCCCUAUAACCCACAUUUUCUUUAUGAACAAAAAUACUAUUGUUUUGGCUGGCUUUUCCUUCCUAUUUUUCCCCGCUUUGGCUCUGUAGUAUUCUUCGCUCACAUUCUUAUCACUCAAUACAUUACUUUCAGAAGCUCUGAAAGAUGCAGAAUCAGAAUUUUGUAUCUUGUAUGAUUUAUUUUCGGGGGAUGGCAGGGUUCAUUCAGGGUUACGGUGUUUUAUAGAUACAUUACAGUCUGCCUUCUAUUUAGUUUUCAUACAGUAUUCUCAUGACCCAGCUACCACCCAGAAGAUGGGAAAUGCCAAUGCCCUUUUGAGGACGUUACCCGUUCAUAUCUGAGCCGGAAACAAAGGGGCAGCAUCAGCAUAUCGGUUCUCAUGGUUUCAACUUCCACCAUGUUUUUUUUAAGAAUUAAGAUUGUGUAUUAUGGACAUGUAAGGAACUUAUGAAGAAGGACUGUUUUCACUGUUGAUUGAUUGUAAAAAUAAUAAUACUUGCUCAGAUGAUUGAGGAAAAUGUGUUAGUAUGUAAUUCCUUAAACAGUGAUUCCAUCCACGAUGUCUGCCAGGGAGGUUUUCUAAAAAGACACUAUAUGGAUGCUGGAAUAUAUGGAAACUGUGACAUGUUGUAUUUUUGUUCUGUUUUCGGGUCAGAAUCUUUUACCACUGAUCUCUUUUUGCCUCUAUUCUUCCAAGCGCUUCCAUUUCCAGUUGAGUAUUUGCAGUUCUCGCUGGCUUUUGCGAAGCCCUGAGUUUAUAGGUGCACCAACAUACUGACAGGGUGACGGAAAGCACCCUCAUAGCUGAGGCUGCACUAUAGGUGGGGGGGACUACCCUGUCCGUGAGGGAGACACCUCAUACUAUAGGCCCCUUGACUAAAAGUGCACAAUUGACUCCUUCUGACUGACUCUUGGACCCCAGCAAGCGUUUACUUUUCAACCCCCUCCCCACCACCACUUCCAUGGUGCUCUGCUCUCCAGUAACUGGGGCCUUCUGCGCUGCUCAUUUAAUUCAUUCACAUUAGCUGUACAGCUCAUGUCAUGCAGUCAGACAAGACUACUUUCUGUUCAGUAUAGAAAAGAAAAUGCUUUGUUUUAUUAUUUUUGUUCUGUUUGCUAUGCUGAUGAAAUAAUAAAUAUAUAUCCAGAUCAA